Messenger RNA from Nicotiana tabacum (common tobacco), 1458 nucleotides. RefSeq names its product transcription initiation factor TFIID subunit 8-like. NCBI's taxonomy places the organism in Eukaryota, Viridiplantae, Streptophyta, Magnoliopsida, Solanales, Solanaceae. The record is from RefSeq and is a predicted model, not a curated record. Gene Ontology annotation, molecular function: protein heterodimerization activity. Gene Ontology annotation, cellular component: transcription factor TFIID complex.
UAUCAUUUUAUCACGAAUAAUCAUAUAUAUAUAUAUAUAUGCCUUAAUUUUCACAUGAUAAAUUUAAUAUGCUAUGGUACAUACAACGGAAACUGCUGUUUUCGUUAUUUAAUAAUGAAACAUAUAUAACUUGUACUGUUGGAUUUCCUAGCGCACUGGUUUUCAGAUUAUAUACGCACAAAUCAUAAAGGCACGGGUUCGAUCCCCCACUCUGCCUCUAGAACUUUCCACCAAUGAACAUCUAGGGUUUUGUUCUUACGACACUCGAAGAAAAGCCGCACACCGUCUCCCUUCAUCCGCCACUAUGAGAUCAAACCGCAACCGUCCUCUGGCGGCGAUUCCUCCUCCGUCCACGGCUUCAACGGAAUCCGACUACGCCUUCACCUUAACCAGAAUAGCAGUGGCGCAGAUCUGCGAUUCAAUUGGAUUCACGGCGGCGGAAGCUCCCGCUCUCCGAACCCUAACCGACGUCGCGGUCAGGUACUUGAGAUCAAUCGCUAAGUCCGCCGCCGACUCAGCAAACUCCGCAGGCCGCACGCAGUCACAACUCGUCGAUACUGUCGCCGCCAUGGACGAGCUGAGCUCCGUCAGUGGAUUCGCCGAAGCGUGGAGAGCUACUGGAAGUUUACUCAACUCCGGCGCGGUGAAGAAUCUCGUUAGUUUUUCUAAGUAUUCGGAGGAAAUUCCAUUUGCAAAACCAUUGCCCAGAAAAGUAUUUUCUAUAGGGAGAGGAAAAGGUUUGCUGAAUGUAGAUAGCAACGAGUACAUUGGAGGGGAGGGGAAGCAUAUUCCGAAAUGGCUACCCGUAAUGCCGGUGAUUGAGAAGGAGGAGGAAAGGGGAGGGAAAAGAAAGGAAAUUUGGGGAUUUUGUGGUAAAAAUGAGGAAAUGGGGAGAGAAAUGAAAUUGGAGAAGAAAGAUAUGGAAUGGGAGGGGAAAGGAAUUGAAUUGCCACUGAAGAGAGGGGGAAAAGUGAGGUUUAAGAUUGGGAAUGGUGGGGGAGUUGUAGGGGUGUGUAGAAGGGGCGGAAUAGGGAAGAGGGUUUUAUGUGAGAGUUGGAUUUGUGAGGAACAAAAUCAAAAGAAGAGUUUGUAAUACAGUGGAAAAAAUAGGACGAUGAUGAUGGCUGGAGCUUAGCGCAGAGAUGAGCUCAUUAGCUCAUAUAUGUAAGAAAGAAGAAGCGGCAGAAUUUGAAGAUCUGCGCAAUAUGUAGCUGGGUACUAUUUGGUUUGAAGUUAGCAGGAAUUGAACCCUUGACGUGUUGGUCGAUAAAAGGAAGUUUAUUAAUUUGCUUCGCUGCAGAAGACCAUCUUCACUGCACUAUGAUAAUGAGGAGUCUGUCUCUAAUUACCUUUUUUUAUAUGUUAAGGUGCUCAUGAGAUUCACUAUUAACGUAACAAACGGAAACCCAAAUACAGAUUUUCAGUGGAAAGAUGUUAGUUUAUUUUUAUCUGAAUGGA